Molecule: messenger RNA, 6429 nt
Organism: Leptopilina heterotoma
Lineage: Eukaryota; Metazoa; Arthropoda; Insecta; Hymenoptera; Figitidae
Exons: 2
Coding region: 682-5904 (1740 amino acids)
Biological process (GO): proteolysis; DNA integration
Molecular function (GO): nucleic acid binding; aspartic-type endopeptidase activity
Source: RefSeq, a predicted model, not a curated record
AUUUGAGGCAAAGUGCAAUAUAUUGUUUUAUAUGUUUCAUUCCUGUUUGAGAUUUUCAAUAUAUAUUUUGUUUUCGCCUGUGAGAUAGCUUUCAGUUAUACUCGCAUGUUUUUAAAUUUUGCUCAAAUUGACUAUGCGCAGUUUCUCCCUUUUUUUCUAUAUAAAAUGAGUCUUGAUGUGACUAACCUGUUCUUACGUCGAAAAUGUGCUCUCAAAAUAUUGAAAUUAUAUCCGUAAAUUUAAAUUGAAUCUUUGCUUACAUUUCAACUAAAUAUAUUCUACAAUGUUUACAAUUAAAAUUAAAAUAGUGUAUAUAAUAAAUUUUUUAUUAUGGUGAAAAUAAAUGGUAGUUUAAUUAAAAGAAAGUUCAUUAAUUCAAAACACGUUCCAAAGUGAUAUGUGAUUAAAAUAGAAUUAACAACAAUAAUCUAAACAACAAAAUUUCAAAUAACUAAACAUUUUUUGGUCCUUCGAGCCGGAUUAUUUUUCUGGAAUUUUUUACUUUUGGAACUUAUUACAACAUAACGUGAAUCAACCCACAAAAAAAAAGUAUGAUAACGACUAUAACCUAGUGUCUUCAAGCUUGUGUUCCUGUGUUUUCAUCAGCUGAUUUAAUUUAUAAGUAUAAAAUAAAUAAUUUCAGUAUUAUGACCUUAUCAUCUUAACCGCUCUUUCAAAAGAAUGGAAAUGAAAAAACAGGAACGACUUUCAAACCUUAUUAAACAACAUCAUCAAAAAAUAGCACAAUCUUCUCGAGCGAAGGAAUCUCCUUUACCUUAUCUGGAAUCUAAGCUGGAACUCCUGAAUACUUAUUGGAAAGACUUUUAUGAGAAUCAUUGGAAAAUAGUUGACGACCCUACUUAUGCAGACACGGUCUACGUGAAAGAGUCCAAAUUCGAUGAACUAGAAGAAGAUUAUGCCUCAACUAAAGCAAUCAUUAUUCGAGAGAUUACCAAGCUUUCAACAAAAACAAUUCACGUUACUGACACCCGAGGUAAUAAAUUUUCUGACUCUAAUUUCAAACAUCUUCCAAAUUUAUCUCUUCCAAAAUUUUCAGGUAAUCAACUUGAAUGGGAAACCUUUCGAGAUUUAUUUAAAGCCAUGGUUGAUCAAACUAACAUUACGGACGUUCAAAAGUUUUACUACUUAAAAUCAUCCUUAACCGGUAAAGCGGCGGAACGUAUUAAGAAUCUUCCAGUAAAUAAUGCGAAUUAUAAUGAAGCAUGGUCGAUGUUAGUCAGAAGGUUUGAUAAUAAUCGGAUUCUCUUAGCUGCACAUAUGCGCAAAUUACUAUCUUGUCCAGUUGCAUCUUCAAGGUCGGUUGAUGAGAUACUACGGCUCUUAGAUGCAACCAAUGAAUCAAUUCGAGCCUUUACAAAUAUUGGUAGACCUGUCGAAUUGUGGGACGAUUGGUUUGUUCACAUCCUUGUCAAUAAAUUAGAUCCUUCUACCCGUGAAGAAUGGGAAUCAUCCCAAAAGGAAUCUGAAGAAUUUCCUCUUUACGAGGAGCUUUCUACCUUCCUUGAGCACACAGUUAGAGCCUUGGAAGCGUCAAACCCUAUUGAUACCCCAAGUACUACAAAUAACAAUAUAAAAUCAAAAUCAAAGUCACGCUCUCCCGUCAAAGGAAAACCCUCACAGGUUUCAGUAAACGUAUCUCAGAGUGAACCUCAAUCAAUCUCUAAAUGCUGUACACUUUGCCAAGGUCAGCACUUUAUAUCGUAUUGUUCUCAAUUCAAAAAGUUAAAAGUUGCUGAACGAAGUAGUAAGAUCCAAUCCUUAGGACUCUGCUACAACUGUCUAAGAGGCAACCACAAACUUAAUGAUUGCCCUUCAACUAAAAGAUGUUUUGUGUGCUCAGGCAAACAUCAUACAUUCCUUCAUGAUGUUCUGCAGCACAAUUCAUCACCGAGUGUGCAAUCAUCUAACCCUACAUCAUCUACAACCACCGAUCAAAUUGGUUGUCAUACAUCCUAUCUAACUAAUCAUCUCUCCAACCCCAGUGCCCAACAGCCAAGGGGUAUCUUUGCUACAGCCUAUAUUAAACUCACUUCGCCAAAUGAAAAAUCCAUCAUCGUGAAAGGUUUUCUUGAUUCUGGUUCAGAACGCUCAUUGAUAACAGAACGAGUAGUUCAAUUGCUGAAACUUCAAAAAAAUAAAUGUGAUGUUAGUCUGAAAGGUAUUGGAAAUUCUUCAUUAGGUUCAUCGAAUUAUAAUGUUAAUCUUUGGUUAAAAUCACCUAAAGAUUCUACCUUUCAAUUACCUUUAAAUGCUCUCGUUAUGAAGUCUCUUGUACAAAUCAUACCUAAAGACAAACCUGAGCAUAAAGAAUGGUCCCAUCUUAAAGAUUUGGAUCUUGCAGAUCCUAAUUAUUCCACAAAUGAAAUAGUUGACUGUGUGGUUGGUGUUGAUUUACUUGGACAUACUCUACGUCCGGGAUUAAGACAAGGUCCUCUUAAUAGCCCCACAGGUGUUUUAACGACCUUCGGUUGGAUCAUAUUCGGUAAUUCUUCAUCGCAACAAACUAUUUCUCAAACUUGUGCUUCUACUUUCCAAAUUGAAGAAACAGAUUCUUUAAACCUUCAACUUCGCAGAUUCUGGGAAAUUGAAGAACUUCCUAAACAAACCUUUCUUACUAACGAGGAGAUGAAAUGUGAAGAAAUCUUUGAAAAUACCCAUUACAGAGACCAAUCUGGUCGUUACGUUGUCCGCCUGCCUUUACAAAAAUCAGCUGAUCAUUUAGGUCAAUCAAGAGAGCAAGUAGUCUCCAUGUUUCUAAGAUCAGAAAAACAACAAUCUAAAAAUCUAAUCACCAAGUCCAAAUACAACUCUUUUAUGCAAGAAUACAUUGAUCUCAACCAUAUGAGACCGGUAUCAGAUGAAGACCAAUCUCUUCCGAAUCAGAACUACUUACCACAUCAUGUCAUCACAAAAUCCCCUGAUCCAUCUUCUGCCAUCAGGGUCGUAUUCAAUGGUUCGUUUCUCACUAUAUCAGGACUAUCUCUAAAUGAUAUCCUCUACCCCGGACAGAAAUUACAAGCCGCAAUUUGGUUAAUCAUUACAAAAUGGAGGCUGUGGAAAUUUGUCUUCACCGCUGACAUUGUAAAGAUGUUUCGGCAAAUUAAAAUUGAUUCCCCAGAUUGCAACUUACUAAGAAUUGUUUGGAGACCUGAUCCAAGUCAACCCCUCAUGGACUAUUGUUUAACAACAGUAACGUACGGGACAAGAUCAGCUCCAUUUCUAGCCAUAAGAGUUCUCAACCAAUUAGCAUCUGAUGAAAAAGAUCAUUUUCCGUUAGGUUCUGACGCUCUUCUAAAUAACACUUAUGUGGAUGACAUAUUUUCUGGAGGAGAUUCUGUUGAAGCUGCAAUCCAAGUUAGAAAUGAACUGAUCAACAUUUUAGCUUCGGCAGGCAUCACUCUAAGUAAAUGGGCUGCAAACAUUGACGAAUUAAUUCCUGACAAUAAUAAAGAAACGGAAGAAAGUAGUAAGCAAUUUAAUUUUGAAAAUUCAGUUACGACCUUAGGAUUACACUGGAAUCCUCUUUCUGAUGAAUUUCAUUAUAAAGUGACCUCCUUUUCUCAAUCCAAACCAACAAAACGUGUUGUAGCCUCAGAGAUCGCAAAACUGUUUGAUCCCCUAGGUUGGUUAGCACCCUUUCUUCUAAAAGCUAAACUAUUAUUGCAAGACUGUUGGUUAGCUGGCUCUAACUGGGAUGAGAUAUUACCUAAUCAUCUUCAAAUUGAAUGGAACUUAUUUAAAGAUCAAUUCCAACAACUAAAUUUUAUUAAAAUCCCUAGGUGGGUUUGCACUGACUCUAACACUUUAGGGUGGGAGUUACAUGGAUUUUCAGAUGCAUCAGAGAGAGCUUACUCUGCUGCACUCUACCUAGUAAACCGUACCGAUAAUAGACCUGCUAACUCUAAUUUACUUAUGGCCAAAACCAAGCUAGCCCCUGUUAAAGUCAUUAGUCUACCCAAAUUAGAAUUAAGCGCUGCCACUCUACUAGCUAAAUUAGUAUCAAUUGUGAAAGAAAAUCUAAUGUUGUCGUCAAAACAAAUCUUUUACUGGUCAGACUCUCAGAUCGUGCUUUCAUGGCUCCAAGGUCACCCUUCAAGGUGGAAACCAUUUGUUGCCAAUAGAGUGAGUGAAAUUCACUCGUUGUCGGAAAAUUCGCAGUGGAAACAUGUACCUUCCAAGGAUAAUCCAGCAGACUGUGCUACGAGAGGUUAUUCAGUUAAAGAUCUUCUUAAUUCAUCAUUAUGGUGGAACGGCCCAUGCUGGUUGCUUAGAGAUUCACAAAAUUGGCCAAUUAACGUUCAAACGGCCAAUUCUGAUACUGAACUUGAGGUGCGCUCCAAAUUUCUUGUAAAAAAUGAUGAAAUUGACGUCAACAUCAUUCAAAAUAGAGAAAAUGUAGAUCUGCUAUCUAGAUUUUCUUCCGUAGCUAAAUUACUCAGAGUAACAUCCUAUUGUCGUCGAUUCAUUUCAAGAUGUAAAAAUCGAAAUUGUAUUUUUGAACCUUAUCUUACGGCUGACGAAUUGCGAGACAGUCUUUCAAUUUGGAUUAAAAUAGUUCAAAAACAGCAUUUUCAAGAAGUAAUAGACCUACUCAGUGAAAGUAAAUCACUCUCGAAAAGAAACUCAAGUUUGGUAAAAUUAACCCCAUUUCUAGAUAAUCAAAAUAUAAUGAGGGUCGGAGGUCGUAUUCAAAACUCUUUUCUCACUUAUGACGAAAAACACCCUGUUAUUUUGCCAAAGGGCAACAAACUUUCUGAACUGAUUGUUAUUCAAGCACAUCAUGACACUCUUCAUGGAGGUCAGCAGCUUACAUUGAGUAAAGUUCUUAGGAAAUUUUGGAUUAUUAGUUCUAAAACCCUAAUCAACAAAAUUAUUAGAAGCUGUGUCAAAUGUUUCCGUUUCCGCGCUAAUUUUCAAACACAACUGAUGGGCCAAUUACCAAACGAAAGGAUUAAUGUUUCGAAACCAUUCUCGUUUACUGGCCUUGACUACGCUGGGCCAUUCUACAUCUUAUCUUCCAAAGGUAGAGGGAUUAAAUCCUAUAAAGGAUAUGUUUGCCUGUUUGUUUGUUUAUGUUCUAGAGCUAUUCACCUGGAAUUGGUUUCCGAUUACGAGACAAAAAGUUUUCUUGCCGCCUUUAAGAGAUUCACCUCACGCAGAGGUGUUUGUACAAAAUUAUGGAGUGACAACGCCCGCAACUUUAUUGGAGCCGCACGAGAACUUCGACAACUGUUCAUUGGAGCCACUGAAAUAUUCACUACCGUGGCUGAAGAAUUAGCAAAACAAGAAACAACUUGGUCAUUCAUACCACCUCACUCUCCCCAUUUCGGAGGAAUAUGGGAAGCAGGAAUUAAAUCUGUGAAGCACCACCUUCGCCGUGUUGUAGGAGAAACCAGAAUGACUUUUGAGGAACUCUCUACAGUUUUGUGCCAAAUUGAAGCCUGUUUAAAUUCUAGGCCCUUAUAUCCCAACACUGCCGAUGCUAACUCAAUUUCUGCUAUCACUCCAGGUCACAUUCUAACUGGUGGACCCAUAGUUUCUGUUCCUGAGCCUACACUAUCCGAUUUAAAUGACCAUCCCGUUGAUCGCUGGAAGUUAAUUACCAAAAUGAGGGAUGAUUUUUGGAACCGUUGGUCUUGUGAAUACCUCUCUCAUCUUCAACAACGAUCGAAAUGGUUGUUUGAAACAAACGCAGUGAAAAUCGGAGAUGUAGUGCUGAUCAAGGAAGAUAAUCUUCCACCUACGAGAUGGAGUCUUGGAAAAAUUUUACAACUGCACCCAGGAAAAGAUGGACUAUCUAGAGUCGCUACUAUUAAAACACAAAAUUCAAUUUUAAAAAGAUCUUUUUCUAAAUUAGCUGUUCUUCCCAUUAAACAAAUGUAACGUAAAAUCGAAUUAAAAUAAAGUAACUUGUUUUGCAUUCAUUCAUGAAUGCACCCGGGCAGAAUGUUUGAGAUUUUCAAUAUAUAUUUUGUUUUCGCCUGUGAGAUAGCUUUCAGUUAUACUCGCAUGUUUUUAAAUUUUGCUCAAAUUGACUAUGCGCAGUUUCUCCCUUUUUUUCUAUAUAAAAUGAGUCUUGAUGUGACUAACCUGUUCUUACGUCGAAAAUGUGCUCUCAAAAUAUUGAAAUUAUAUCCGUAAAUUUAAAUUGAAUCUUUGCUUACAUUUCAACUAAAUAUAUUCUACAAUGUUUACAAUUAAAAUUAAAAUAGUGUAUAUAAUAAAUUUUUUAUUAUGGUGAAAAUAAAUGGUAGUUUAAUUAAAAGAAAGUUCAUUAAUUCAAAACACGUUCCAAAGUGAUAUGUGAUUAAAAUAGAAUUAACAACAAUAAUCUAAACAACAAAAUUUCAAAUAACUAAACAAUUCCCUUCUGUUACAUUUAUGUUUACUGGUUCACUUCCAGUUAUA